Molecule: messenger RNA, 1395 nt
Organism: Impatiens glandulifera
Lineage: Eukaryota; Viridiplantae; Streptophyta; Magnoliopsida; Ericales; Balsaminaceae
Product: E3 ubiquitin-protein ligase CIP8-like
Exons: 1
Coding region: 57-1154 (365 amino acids)
Biological process (GO): protein ubiquitination
Cellular component (GO): cytoplasm
Molecular function (GO): ubiquitin protein ligase activity
Source: RefSeq, a predicted model, not a curated record
CUCUUUCAUUCCUUUUUUCUUCAAUCUCUCUCUUCUUCUUCUUCUACCAAAUAGUCAUGGCCGAUGAUGCUCCACAACAGCAGCAGCAGCAGCAGCAACUCCCAACAUCGUCGGCCGAAUCGGAUUCCUUGCAGUACUGGUGCCAUCACUGCGACAAGCGCGUCUCCAUCGAAACCCUAACCGAUAUUUCCGAUGUCAUCUGUCACGAAUGCAAGGGCGGUUUCGUUGAAUUAAUCGCCUACUCCGAAGAACAAUUUUCUAUUCCCGAUCAGAUGGACCCUACUUCCUUGACUAAUCCCUUUUUUCAGGUUCUCCGUCUCAUGGCUCAAGCUACUCGCGAGGACAACCCGCCGCCGCACUCCGAUCCGGCAGAUCCUUCCGAUGACGAUUAUCUUCGAAUCGAGAUGGAAGGAUGGGACAACGACGGUGACGACGACGACGAGGUUGAGGUGCGUUACGAAGAUGAUGAUGAAGAAGAAGAAGAAGAAGACGGAUCUGAGGACGACGAUAACGUUAAUCGUGGAGGAGGUCGAGAGGAUGAGGAGGAGAAUCGCAGGAGACAACAGAGAGACGUGCUUCGUCUCCGUCUCCGCGAUUUCGCCACACGCUCCGAAAGCCGGCGAAACAGGAUACUCGAUUGGGCGGAGAUUGUUAUGGGGAUCGAGGAUAACUCCAUUCAGCUGCGAUUGCAGGUUCCCGAGGCGGAUGAUUACGUAGGAAACCCGGAGGACUACGUGGAUGCGGCUGGAUACGAGGCUCUAUUGCAGAAUCUGGCCGAAGCAGACGGCGGAGGAAGAAAAGGGGCCCCGCCUGCUUCAAAAUCAGCCAUUGUUGCUCUUCAAAGGAUUGAGAUUAAAUCACAGGAAGAGUCCGUGGUAUGCGCUGUAUGCAAGGAAUCGGUAGCUGUGGGAGAGAUCGGCAAGGAAUUACCUUGUUCACAUUUGUACCAUGAAGAUUGCAUUAUUCCAUGGUUAAGUUCAAGGAAUUCUUGCCCUGUAUGUAGGUAUGAGUUGGAGACAGAUGAUCAGGAGUAUGAAGAAGAGAGGAUGAAGAAGAAGAAGACUCAAGAACCCAUUAAUAAAAAUGCUGCUGCUGCUGCUGCUGGCUUAGAACUCGACCCGUCCAGCUCCUCCUCCUCCUCCGGAAGCGCCUGAAACAACUACUACUACUACUACUGUAAUUUACAUCAUAAAAUCAUAUGUCUGAUUGUAAAUAGUCAUUUGCUGGAAAGAAACCAUCCUUGUUUCUCAACCUUGCUCCUCCUCCAUCCUUGCUUGUUCUUGUUUUGUCAGUGUAAGAUUCCAUUCAUCAUCAAUCAUGUGAAAGGCUAUUUGUUUUCAUGAACCACCCAACUAAGAAGAUUAUGAUAAUUUAAAGUUUAGUCUUUUGCAUUCA